This is a messenger RNA of Saxophila tyrrhenica, 426 nucleotides long. RefSeq lists its product as uncharacterized. The coding region runs from base 1 to 426 and encodes 141 amino acids. The transcript is spliced from 2 exons. NCBI's taxonomy places the organism in Eukaryota, Fungi, Ascomycota, Dothideomycetes, Mycosphaerellales, Extremaceae. Gene Ontology annotation, molecular function: carbon-sulfur lyase activity. The record is from RefSeq and is a predicted model, not a curated record.
AUGGCCAAGGGAAGCUGCUUCUGUGGUGCGUGCAGCAUCGAGUACACUGGUGACGUCCAGGCGAAGGCAUUGUGCCACUGCAAAGAUUGUAGGAAGAUCACCGGCUCGACCUACAGCACCAACUACAUCGUCGACGGCGAAGGCUUCUCGGUCAAAGGCAGCCCAAAGUCCAUUGGGAAGAAGGGCGACGACACCGGAAAUACUGUGACAUCCUAUUUCUGCGGUGACUGCGGCACGACUCUCUACCGCGACGGAGCGACCUUUGGGAAUUCCAAGGUGGUCAAGGCCGGCGUUUUGGACGACAACAAUGCUUUGGAGGAUGCUAAGCCAGCUGUAGAGCUCUAUGCGCCUUUGAGGCCUUCGUGGGUUGCUGCGAUUGGAGGUGCGGACCAGAAGAAGAACAUGCCUGGCUCCGACAGCGUGUAG